AUGAUAAAAGUGUCUGACAAUAGGAGAACUAUGGGUUCACAACAUUUAUUAAAGUUAAUGAAUAAUAUUCUCCUUGUUACUCAAUAAAGCCCUUAGUUAAUUUCUCUUAUGGAAGUUAAUCAAGAGAAAUUGGAUAUGAAUUUCUUGGUUAAGUAAACUGAAUAAAAAUGUAAUAUUAUAGUUAGGUAAUUGAUGAUAACCAAGGUUUUAGCCCUUAACCAGUAAGCUGGGAGAGAUAGUUGUAGAAUCCUAAAUAAUAGGAGGGUAAAAUGUUAAGCUAAAGAGAUGAAAUACUUAAGCAAAAAAUAAUAACUCAUAGCAAAGUGAAAAAUUUCAACUUAAGUUAUUCAAGAAGAAAGGUAUAAUCUAUCCCUUAAGUCAAACUUACUUAAACCUAGAACAAAUAAUAUAAUUAACCUGAUAAAUAGAUUAAAAUCUACUAAAUGCAGUGGAAAAAUUUUAUGAAUAAAUUUUAAUACUAAUAUUUUAGCCUAAGACUAACUGCUACUAACCUGGAAAAACAAAAGAAUAAAUACAUUUACUUUAAUUAUGAUUAUAGUAAAUCAUACCUACAAGAUCAAAACGGAUAUGUUAGACCUUGGUAAGUUUAUAUUGAUUGA
This is a messenger RNA of Paramecium pentaurelia, 620 nucleotides long. Lineage: Eukaryota; Ciliophora; Oligohymenophorea; Peniculida; Parameciidae. The record is from the annotation of a GenBank genome assembly.